Molecule: messenger RNA, 3342 nt
Organism: Drosophila innubila
Lineage: Eukaryota; Metazoa; Arthropoda; Insecta; Diptera; Drosophilidae
Product: CLK4-associating serine/arginine rich protein
Exons: 6
Coding region: 102-2969 (955 amino acids)
Source: RefSeq, a predicted model, not a curated record
GAAACGAGCCAUUGAAAAAUAGAUGAAUUUUGCCGGCCGAGCGUGUGUGACUUUGUGAAAAAAAGUUAGUCGCCCUUGUCGUAGUCAUUUAAUGGAAAAUUAUGUGGCACGAGGCACGAAAGCAGGAGCGUCGCAUACGCGGCCUCAUUGUCGACUAUCGAAAGCGUGCUGAGCGCAGACAAUACUUCUAUGACAAAAUCCAAGCGGAUCCCACACAAUUUCUGCAGCUGCAUGGCAGGCGGAGUAAAAUCUAUCUGGAUCCAGCCGUGGCGGCCGCCGGAGAUGGCGACGCAAUCAUUGUUCCUUGGCAAGGACAGCAGGACAAUCUGAUCGAUCGUUUUGAUGUGCGUGCCCAUUUGGACUACAUUGCGCCCAUGGUGAAAGGCGGCACCGACUCUGGAGACACCGAUUCGGAUCUGACGGCCGAGGAACGUCAGUUAAACUAUGAGCGAUAUCGAAUAUUGGCCCAGAAUGAUUUCCUCAAUGUCAGCGAGGACAAGUUUCUGCAUCAACUGUAUCUGGAAGAGCAGUUUGGAGCGAAUGCACAGCUAGAAGCGGAGCGCAAUUUGGGAAAGAAGAAGCAAAAGAGCAGCAGUGGUGGAGCCACAAUUGGUUACUCCUAUGAUGAUGCCGGAGAGUCGACAACAGUUGCCAUUGGUCCACAGCCAUUUGGAACCGGGUCAGGCACGAGUAACCCAGCGGCUGGAGUCGGCGAUAAGGCUGAAAACUCGGAUGAGUCCGACUCGGAUAUGGACAUGGAUGUUUCCAUAGACAUUGGCAAACUGGACACGGCUCAGGCGCAUGAGCUGAAUGCCUGUGGCCGCAACUAUGGCAUGAAAAGUAAUGAUUUCUUCUCGCAUCUAACCAAAGAUGCUGACGAAGCGGAUGCGCUGCGAAUUGCACGCGAGGAGGAACAGGAAAAGAUGCUAUUAAGUGGACGCAAGUCGCGUCGGGAGCGACGGGCCCAAAAGGAGCGUCGCAUUGCAAAUCGCCCGUUCAGCCCGCCCAGCUAUGCGGCCAAAGAGGAUCAGGGCAAAAAUAAGGACAAGGACGAGGAAUCGGAAUCACGUUCACCCUCGCCAGCUGAAGGUGGCGGCGAAAAGAUUACCUAUAUUACCUCAUUUGGUGGUGAGGAUGAGAUGCAACCGCACUCAAAGAUCACUAUCAAUCUAACCAAGCCCGGCCAGACAUUGGGGGAAUCCUGCAUAAAUGCCAGCAGCGGAGCAACAGCUGCCGCUGCUUCAGCCUCUGCCUCUGUGUCCUAUGCUCAAAAGGUGAAGGACAAUUUGGACAAACUGAAGCUCAUGAACGAGACGGCGAAGCGCAGCGGAAGACGACGCUCGCACUCUGCAUCUCGCAGUCCCAGUCGACGUCGCAGCCGACGCCGCAGUUAUCAUCGUCGGAGUCGCACGCGUAGCCGAAGGAGACGGCGCUACUAUUCAAGAUCACGUUCCCGGUCUCGCUCUCGAUCCCGCUCACGAUCACGUUCAAGUUCCAGGCAACGUUACGCAUCGCGUAGUCCCAGUUAUAAGAGGUCGCGCAAGCGCUAUUCCUAUUCCUCGCGCAGUUCCAGCGCCAGCUCCUACGCGAUGUCGAGAAGACGACGCUCUCGUUCCCGUUCCCGUACUCGCUCCCGUUGCCGCUCUCAGUCCAAUUCCAGUCGCCGCAGUCGCACACAUGCAAAUGUUAAGAGAAUUGGGACACCGCCUGCCACACAGAAAACGUUUUGCCUUAGCACCACCACAACGACAUCGAGCACCAUUCUGACCACAACGUCCAGUGCUCAACUGCCAAUGAAGCAGCAGCAGCAACAGAAACCUAUUUCAAUUCCACAAGCGAUGCCAGCAGUGCCCAUGAUCAGUUAUCCGCUGUCAACCAGAGUACUUAGUAUGACAACAACAACAAUGCCAACGGUGAGCAGCUCAACUCCAGCGCUGCCACAAGUUACGGAGCCGCCACCGCCACCACUGAAGCGUUAUUAUGGACGCAAGCGUGGCAACGACACAUCAUCCUCGUCGGCUGAGAGCAGUGAACCAAGCGAUGCAGAGGAGGAGGCUGUCAAACAGUCUUCUGGGAAAUCUCUACGCAGCAGAGAACGCGAUGACUCGGAUGAAUUGGACGUGGAUACUGCCUCGGAGCGUUCGCAGCCGUUGUCAUCCAGCACGGGUAAUCAAACAGGCAAAUAUAGUUCUGCUACCGAAACCAAAGGAUCUGGUCAGUUAACUGCUGGUGGACGGCCCAAUCUGCGAGAGCGUCUUAAGCGCAAGAUGCAAAAUCUGCUCAACAGGCAAUAUAAAGCCGAUAAGCGUGCAGAGAUUGAGAAAACUGAAAGAGAGCGACAGCUACAGCAGGAGCGCGAGGAUGAGAUGCGAGAGUUGGCAUUAAAGUUGCGACGCAGGCGACGUGAGCUGCGACACAAGUAUGGAACGCCCUCCAGUGGCAAGCUGUCGGACAGUGAGGUGGAAUCAGGCGACUCGGAGGUGCCAAGUCGCAUAACAAAAUCAUCUGCCCGCCGUAGCAAAUCACGCAGUCGCAGUCCCAGUCAUAGUCGCAAUCGAAAGCAACGGUCACGUUCCCGCAGUCGGCGCAGCGUCAGUCGCGUGCAACGCAAGCGAAGAUCACGUAGUCCCAGUCGAAAUCGAAGGCAACGAUCCUCUUCCCGCAGUAGACGUAGCAAUAGUCGAAUCGAAAGAAAAAGGAGAUCACAUAGUCGGCGUCGAAGCGGAAGUCGGGAACGUAGACGAUCGCGCAGUCGACGUAGUCAAUCUCAAUCGCGCAGACGUCGGCAACGCGAGCGCAGCAUGGAGAGGAAUCGUGAGAGAGAGCGAUACAGACAACAACAAUACGAUCGCUCCUAUGGUAAUCGAGUGGAUGAGCAUGCCCAUGGCAGUAGCUCUGGUGGUGGUGGAAAUCGUGGAAGAGUCGUCAUAUCUGCACCGCCCAAGCUUAAGAAGCUGGUCGAUUAUUGACACGAUCAGCAUAUGCUUAUUUAAGAAUAGAAAGAAGUGACAUCUUAGCAUUCUUUGGUUAAACUCGAUUAUUGUUUAAUUGUUCUUAGACAACUUUUUCUAUUGUAACGUUAUUUGUGUUUAUCCACAAAUUAACUCAAACGAACGCUAUUCAAUAUACACAUUCUCUUGAGAGAAAUUGUAAAUGUGUUAAAAGUAUGUAAAAUUUUACUAUUGUUGGAUAAAAUUCGACCAAUAACGUCUCGUUAAUGUACUCCAUUCAUUUCUAGAUAAGAUUUGAUGACUGACAUAGGCAAGAACAUAAUUUAAUAUCUGAUGAGCUAAAAAAAACUUAAUGGUUAACUUUUUGGUAAAUAAAUUAAAACCCUUGUAA